Messenger RNA from Clarias gariepinus (North African catfish), 6093 nucleotides. It is a transcript of the gene podxl2, whose product is annotated as podocalyxin-like 2. The record is from RefSeq and is a predicted model, not a curated record. The coding region runs from base 364 to 2019 and encodes 551 amino acids. NCBI's taxonomy places the organism in Eukaryota, Metazoa, Chordata, Actinopteri, Siluriformes, Clariidae. The transcript is spliced from 8 exons.
GCUCACUUCUCCCAACAUUAGAGCGUCGCAGGAGGGGCGAAGCAUCCAGAAUAUUACCUCCAAACCUAGUCAGACAAGCCGCAAGUCAUCCUUUAUCUGCAUCAAUCUGAAAAUGCGAGUGUUUUUGUGUCGACUGUGACAUCUUUGCGUAGUCAUGCUUUCUCACGUCGAGGUCACUGAGACAACAGAACGGCUCUGAGAUGCUGCAGAUGCUCGCUUAAUCUUCAGCAUGCAUCUCACUGCUGUGCUUCUAAUGCAUUAAAAUAGCAACAAAGGACAGCAAAGGAUUUCUUUCUAAAAUUUAUCUUCUUUAUUAUUAUUAUUUGUUGUUGUUGUUGUUCAUCUGGUGUUGAUCCUGCAGCCAUGUCUGGUACUCAUCUUCAUCAUCUCAUCAUAGGUUUCUCUCUUGUGCUCAUCACACUUUCUAAAGUUCUUAACGGCAGUCCAACACCUUUGACCAGCGCCUCCGCCUCAUCUCAACCCAUUGUGGAUCUUUCUGUUGGUCUGGAAGAACACCAUGGUGUCAGACGUGGUGCAGAAAAUCCUGCCAUGCUGGCUUUGGUAGAAACGUCCCAGGAGAGUUCUGGAUUCUUCAGCGAGGACAGUGAAGAGAAUAAGGGUCCUCUGGCAUUGCGGAAGUGGGAUGGUCAAGCAGAGCUCAACUCCAGUCUGGAUGCAGAUUCUUUGCUAGGAUAUAAUCCAUCCUCCUCUCGUCCUUCAUCUCUCACCCUUCGCAAAGCUCCCAAGCAGCAUAAUUCCUCCUCAUCUUUCUUCCUCCCUGCAAUUAAAGCUUCAGACACUGAGCAGUGGCAGAGGGAGUCUGAGGCCAGUGGUUUUCCAGUCCAUUCUUCCUCCUCACUGUCUACCACAGCUGCCAUGCCACUUAUGCACUCCUCCAUUACAGACACACACUCCUCCAACACUGUGUCCAUGGCUGGGUUCUUUGGACCAAAUAACCCCCUGCCUGAAGCCACAGCUGCUGCUGACAGCCCUGAGGAGGACUUUGAUGAUGUAACAGAGAACAUCCUUACCCAGGCAUCUACCAUUCCAGAAAUAGGGAUGUUGCCUAGCCAAGGGCCCUUACAGCCUGAUGACUCCCACCAAGAUGACUCAGAGGAAGAGGAGGAAAAUGAGGAGAUUGUGGCAUUCCCAACUGAGGUAGAUGGACAAGAGAUAGAUGUUUGGAAGCCGCCUUCUUCAGCAGAUUCAGACACACCGAUUGUGGCCUUUACUGAGACAGCCUGGCAUGAAGCAGGUGAGGAUGAGGAGGAAUCAGAAGAGUCUGAGCUUCGUCAUGGAGGCACUGAAUAUCUCCUGCAUGGUUCUCAAGAAGAAGUGCAGGUAAUUUGUGCUGACUGGAGUGAUCUGGCAGGAAAAGGCUAUGUCAUUCUCAAUAUGUCAGAAGAUUACGAUUGUGAAAGGUUUCGUGUGGAGAGUGGUGACAGGCUGCUGGAGAUGCUGGAGAGUACAUUCUCUAGGAAGCUGAGCAGUCCUCAAGGCUCGUGGCUCAUCUCACUCAGCAAAUCAACCAAACAGGAACAUCAGCUUCUCAUGACAAUCUCCAAUGAGCAAGGUGUUGUUGCUGCUAAAGAUGUGCUGUCAAUGCUGGGAGAAGUAAGGAGAGGAUUAAAUGAGAUUGGCAUUCAGAACUUCUCCAGCGUGAGCAUGUGUCACUCCAGACCCAGCCAGACACGCAGCGAUUACGGAAAACUGUUUGUCGUGUUGGUGAUCAUUGGAUCGGUGUGCGUGAUCAUCAUUGCAUCGGGGCUCAUCUACAUCUGUUGGCAGCGUCGCCUUCCCAAAAUGAAGAGCAUGUCGCGUGGCGAGGAGCUGCAUUUUGUGGAGAACGGCUGCCAUGACAACCCCACGCUGGAUGUGACGAGCGAUGGCCAACCAGAGCAGCAGGAAAAGAAGCACAGCACCAAUGGCGUGCCAGCAGGCAGCGGAGCAUGGCAGGGCAUGCCUAACAAGUCGGGAAAAGAGGAGGAAGACAAUCAAGAGGAGGAUACCCACCUCUAAUAAGGAGGAGAACAAAGCGAAGGAGAAAAAUUUGUUAGAAAAGUAAGGGCACAGAAUACCAGAGAUUUUUUUCCAGAUACCUGCUCAAUAUUUAAAGUGAUUGUCUUUGGCUUGUACGGUCUUUCAUUUAUCUGCACCAGCGACAGCACGUUCAUGUUCAGUCAGUGUGGCGUGGGUUGAUUCUUUAACAGUGCAAGAGAAGAAAGGCAUUGGUAAAAAGUUGUAGCCGUGCUUACUGAGGAGGAUUUCGUUCCCUGGUGCAAAGCUACUAUUUAGCAUUAGCUGUAAAGAAACGUGUUGAAAACCUGCCAAAUUUCAUCUUCAGCAAUUCUUGCACUGUCAGAACUCAACAGGAUAGCAGUAUUUAGUAGGAUCUUAAUGCAUAAUAACGUAUUUCAACCGGCUAUUAUAGUACUCUACAGUACAUAUCCUCUUUUCUUUUGUAUGGAUGCAUCUAGUGCAUUUUUUGAAGCAGUACAAUAGCGCAGUGUGUUUUAUCAUGGUGAAGUUGCAGCCAACUGGCCUUGCUCUUUAAUUGCUUGUCGGAAUGGCCUCUCUACGGAUAAGAUGUUUCUCAAUGUUCCUUGUUUUCUGUGUCUUAGUCAAGGUUCUCGCCAAUGCGACCGCUCCACAAUGAGGCUUCGCACAUAUUUACUGUAAAAAUCGCACAGGGCUUACAGUCGAAACAAGCAAUCAAACGCUUAUUAUUUAAAAAUUUGUUUAAAUCUUAACGCCAAAGUGAGGGUAAAACAAACAGGACCCGUUUAAGAAUAUGGACUGAAUGCCACUGAUUUUUGCAUUUUUGCUGUUUUAAAGAAAACAACUCCACUGUUCCUCCACUUAUCAUUCAACCUAAUGUCGAACCACUAUAUCCCUAGUGUGUGUUUAAUUAACAGUUGAAAAUGCUGGCAUUUUUCCCUGUACUACGAAAAGCAAAGAAAACCAGUUUACUAGAAACACGUGUGUUUCAGAGAAGCCAGUCCACCUACAGGAAUGUUUUUAGGUGGGAGGAAACUGGAAAUCCACCUGGACAUAGUGAGAAUACUGUGUCAGCCGUUAUAAAAGGGAUUCAACAAUUGCCCCUGAGUACAGUACAAAAGAAAAAAAGUGUUGAAUUUCUUUUUGUUGUAAUUACUACAGAUGCAGUGGGUAGAUAUUAGGUUUCCAAAACUCUGUAGUGCAUUUUUAAUGAAUGCUAGAGUUUAGACGAAGGCAGGUUCUCUAUCUACACACUUCGCUUAGUAGCUUAAUUAAAAACAAGACAGUCCCCUGUGGUUUACAGUACAGUCACUUUAGCAUAUCUGAUAUUAAACUGAUGUUACACUAUAUCUCACAUAGCUGUUAAACAUGAUAAACAGUGUAAAAUAAAGCUUAGUUACAAUGUUCUGAUUAUGGAAAUGUUCAUUAAAACAUGAACUGCCUAUCUUUACCAUAAUGUGUUUUGUAUAGCCCUAUUUGCAGUUUAAUAAAAGGAUAAAUGAAAAGUUGUCUCGGCAUUGGAAAGGAGCUUUUUUUUAAAAUAAAAGCCAAGACAGGUAUUCCAUCAGGAAAUACUCUACAGGAUUUCAAUAAACCCACAUCCAAAUCAGAAACGAAAUCUGACUACGAAGUAAAAAAAUUGCAGUAGCAAGGAUAGUCAAGAGUAGAAAUGUAUGAUUAUGAGGCAGAAAUAUAUGAUUAUGUGAAUAACGAUAUGGUCUUUGGAUUGUUGCAAAUGGCGUCGAUUAAACUAUUAAACAAUUAAACAAUUAAAAAAAUUAUAAUUUAACUAUUAAAUUCAAUUAAUUAAAUAAUUAACCUAUCUUACAAAUUCUCACAUAUGGCAUAAUAAACCUUAAAGGUCCCAUAUUUAGCUAUACUUUUAGCAAGUUAAUUUUUAACAUGUUAAAUGGAGUAAAUGCAUUUUUUUAUGUCUAACCAUGCUUUUUUUUAUUCUUCUUCUAAAUGCACAGUUUUAGCAUCUAUGUAAGUGAGCUUUGGCUGAGCCACACCCCUCCAGAGUACAGCAGAGCUGAACAACAAGGGAGGGAGGGGCUAUUCUUAUAUGAGGUCACAAUAUUAUUAUUAUAUUAUAAAAUAUAUAAAGACAGGACAAAAAGCAAGGAAUGCUCUUUUGUUUGUUUAUUUGUUGACAUACUUGAGACCAAUCUAAAUGUCUAAAAAUUACAAAAUUAUGCAAAAUUAACAAAUAUCCAGCUCUAUCCAGCAAAUCCAUAAUAAAGAAGACGUUAGACAUUAGACCUUAUGGUCAAUGUAUAUUUUUAGUUUUAUACUAUUUCAAUAAAUAUUUUCAUUUAGUCCUUUUUUAAAACAUAUUUAGGGACAAAUAUAACAGAUAAAUGAUCUAUUUUGUUUAAUAUUAUUACACGUGUGACUUGUGCUGGGCAAUUUGACCUCAAAUCAAUAUAACAAUUAAUUGAACUUUUUUUCCUUUUUUCCCUUUGUAAGCACAAACACGGUUUGUACUGUAAAUAUGCUUUAUUAUUAAACCUGGGAUUUUUUUUCCCAGUGAAAGAGUUCUCCAUGUUGCUUCCAUGUCGCAGACUGGAUGGGGUGAAGUCAUGUGACUACAUGCACAUUUUUUAAGGGGAUAAUACAUAAACAGUAUUAGAAUGAAUGAUUGAAUAAAUAAAUAAAUUUCUUAGAGGUUAAUAAUUACAUUGAAUAGAAUUUCUGAAUGUUAGAUUUGAUUAAUUUCCCACCUCUAUGUGGCACUGUGGGGUAGUGGUUAGUAUUGUGGCCUUGCACCUCCGGGGAUGAGGGAUUAAAUCCCGUCUCAGUUCUGUUUGCACCUUCCCUCCGUGCUUGGUGGGUUUUCUCCGGGAUAUAUUACUGGAUAUAAAAAGCCAAUGACAGCCCAGCCCACUGUAGUUUUACUGGUGAGGAUAUGCUAAGGAUGUUUAAUGUCACCAAGGUGAAAUCUAAAAAAUAUCAACCUCAAACUAGCCAGUGUUUCACUUUGUGUCAUCACCUGGAACGACUAUUGAUGAUAGCCUAUAUGCAUCUACAGUCUGAAUUCUUCCCAAUCUGUCGAUCCACUCAUCUGCCCCGGGACAUUUUGCGUACCACAAGUAAUCUGAUGUGAAUCAAAUAUAUAAUAAUAAUAAUAAUAAUAAUAAUUUUAUCUUUGAAACAGCGGGAAGGUUUAGCUCUUAUAGUAUUAGAUAAUCCUGACGAAGUAUGAAAAAGUCAUAUAUUUUUUAAACCAUUCCAGGAAGUCAAACAAAUACAAAUACUACUGAAGACCUGGGUUUAAUGGUACUGUAUGUGAGGCAAAGAUAUUCAGACAGAAGAGUCUUUUUGGGCUACAUGAGAAAUUAGUACAUUAGUACGCAAAUAUUGUUGCACAAAUUUUUACAAAUCUAUGAAUAAUCUUUAACAUUUAUGGCAUUUAAGACCACUGUGUCCUGUGUUCAAUCAUCAUGAUUAGUUGUAAAUAUGACCGCACAAGUUCAUGUUUUAAUUACUGUUUCCAUAAGAGGUUUUCAUAUUGUAACAUCUUUAUUCGCAAGUUUUUACACAUGUGAUUUUACACUAUAAUAACUUACUGUUUUAUUUGUACUAAACCACCUACUCUAUAAUCUAUAUGACACUUGACAGUUUGUAUGUAAUGUACUGAUUUAAUGUGCAUGAUACUGUUAUAGUAAUAUAUCCAAAGCACAUAUCAGAAGUUGACAGUAUUAAUCCGAUCCAAACCGUGGUUAUUGCAAAGCUAGAUGUCUUGGAUAGUUCACUAUAUCCUUUAUUUUCUGUAUGCUAUUACUUGCAUUGUAAAAAAAAAAAAAAAAGCUGACUGAUCACAUCAACUUGAUCAAAUCGAACAGGCUGAUCUCGAUAAUCAUAGCAUAGGCAUAGUUUUUUUUGUACUCUAAAGUAAGUGUACAGCUUUGUUUGCAGCUGCACUUUCUUUUUGUUUUCAUUUUAUUGUAUAUCUCGAAUGCUUUGUAUGAAGAUUCUCUUUUCUGCUUUGUAACGGAACGUUUGUACGGACAAGCUACAAUCUCGUUGUUAUUUAAUGUAACUUUAGGUUUGACCGUUUUAAAAUGCAAGACAAUAAAUGUUCAGAGAAUCAAA